AUGGGAUCCGUCAGCGACGUAGACGAGGAGGCGAGAAUGCACGCCCUGCAGCUGGCGAUGGGCAGCAUCCUCCCCAUGACUCCAAAGGCGGCCGUCGAGCUCGAGCUCCUCGACAUCAUUUUCAAGGCCGGUCCUGGCGCCAAGCUGAGCCCCGCAGAUAUUGUGGCCCAGCUGCCGACUGAGAACCCGCAGGCGGUCGACAUGGUAGAUCGAAUUCUCCGCUUGCUCGCGUCCCACCGUGUCGUCAGCUGCACCGUCGAGACCCACUCUGAUGGUCGGCCUUUGAGGAAGUACGGCGCAACCCCCGUCUGCAAGCACUUGGCCAAGCAUGACGAUGGUGGUUCCAUGGCCGCUCAAUGUGAUGCGGUGUUGGAUGGUGGCAUCCCCUUCAACAAGGACUACGGGAUGCCGGCGUUCCAAUACCACGGCACUGAUCCCCGGUUCAACAGUCUGUUCAACGAGUUCAUGAGGAACCACGCCGCCAUCAUCAUGAAGAAGCUGCUCGCGGUGUACCGCGCCUUCGUUGGCAUCGAGGUGCUCGUCGACGUCGGUGGUGGCGUCGGCAUCAGCCUCCACAUGAUCACCUCCAUGCACCCCCACAUCAAGGCCGUCAACUACGACCUCCCCCAUGUCAUCUCGGAGGCACCACCCUUCCCAGGUCCCCCACAGUUCGAUUUUCUUUUGUUUCUCCAUGAUAGGAGUGGAGAUAUGUUUGAAAGCGUUCCAAGUGGCGACGCCAUUGUUUUGAAGAGAUUAUUACUCUCCGUGCUUCUAUGGCAACUGCAGUGGAUUUUUCAUGACUGGAAUGACGAGCAGUGUGCAAGAAUAUCGAGGAAUUGCUGGAAAGCACUGCCCGAAGGAGGGAAGCUGAUAGUGGUGGAAUACAUCCUUCCGUCAAUUCCUGAGUCAAGGUUGAACUCCCAAGGUGUUUUUGGCUGUGCUGGGAGGUAA
Musa acuminata AAA Group (dessert banana) is the source of this 951-nucleotide messenger RNA. Its product is annotated as tricetin 3',4',5'-O-trimethyltransferase-like. The transcript has 4 exons. Gene Ontology annotation, biological process: methylation. The record is from RefSeq and is a predicted model, not a curated record. Gene Ontology annotation, molecular function: protein dimerization activity; S-adenosylmethionine-dependent methyltransferase activity; O-methyltransferase activity. NCBI's taxonomy places the organism in Eukaryota, Viridiplantae, Streptophyta, Magnoliopsida, Zingiberales, Musaceae. Bases 1 to 951 code for a protein of 316 amino acids.